UAGGGACCACGGAGCCGGCUAGCUUCCACGCCGAUCCUUUCAUAUUAGCUCCCGGUGACGUCUGAUUCAUUCUGUGGUGCACCGGGCAGCCAGAAGACCAUUCUCCAUGAGGAGCAGUGGAAGAUGCCGGCUCUGCCAGCGCUGCUGCUGUCGAUUCACUUCCUCUUCCUGCUGCUGACCAUGGCCCCGCACUCUUUCAGCCAGGCCCCCGCCAUGUCCGCCGUGAAAAUGGCGGCCAUUUUAGAUGACCAGUCGGUGUGUGGGCGCGGGGAGCGUCUGGCAUUGGCUCUGGCCCGGGAGAACAUCAACAGCAUGAUGGAGGGCCCGGCUCGCGCCCGCGUGGAGGUGGACAUCUUCGAGCUGCAGAGCGACUCGCAGUACGAGACCACCGACACCAUGUGCCAGAUCCUGCCAAAGGGGGUGGUGUCUGUCAUUGGCCCCGCCUCCAGCCCAGCCUCCGGCUCCACUGUCAGCCACAUAUGUGGGGAGAAGGAGAUCCCCCAUGUGAAGAUCGGUCCUGAGGAGACUCCCCGGCUGCCGUACCUGCGCUUCGCCUCGGUGAGCCUGUAUCCCAGCAACGAGGACCUGAGCCUGGCCAUCGGCUCCAUCCUGCGCUCCUUCAGCUACCCCACCGCCAGCCUCAUCUGCGCCAAGGCCGAAUGCCUGCUGCGAUUGGAGGAGCUGGUGCGGCGCUUCCUCAUCUCCCGGGAGACGCUGUCGGUGCGCAUGCUGGACGACAGCCUGGACCCCACGCCACUGCUGAAGGAGAUCCGCGACGACAAAGUGGCCACCAUCAUCAUCGACGCCAACGCCUCCAUCUCCUACCUCAUCCUCAGAAAGGCGUCCGAGUUAGGGAUGACGUCAGCGUUUUACAAGUACAUCCUCACCACCAUGGACUUCCCCCUGCUGCGCCUGGACGACGUGGUGGACGACCAGUCCAACAUCGUGGGUUUCUCCAUGCUGAACAGCAGCCACCCCUUCUACCUGGAGUUCAUACGCAGCCUCAACCUGUCCUGGAGGGAGGGCUGUGACAUCAGCCCCUACCCGGGCCCAGCGCUGUCGUCGGCGCUGAUGUUUGAUGCGGUGCACGUGGUGGUGGGUGCGGUGCGGGAGCUGAACCGUAGCCAGGAGAUCGGAGUCAAGCCCCUCAGCUGCACCUCGCCGCUCAUCUGGCAACACGGGACCUCCCUCAUGAACUACCUUCGCAUGGUGGAGUAUGACGGCCUGACUGGUCGCGUGGAGUUUAACAGCAAGGGCCAAAGGACCAACUACACGCUGCACAUCCUGGAGAAGCAUAGGGGAGGCAACAAGGAGAUCGGGAUCUGGUACUCCAACAACACUCUGUCCAUGAACUCCACCGCCCUGGACAUCAACAUGUCGGAGAGCCUGGCCAACAAGACCCUAAUAGUCACCACUAUCCUGGAGGACCCGUAUGUGAUGCGCAAGGACAACUACCAGGAGUUCGAGGGCAACGACCAGUACGAGGGCUUCUGCGUGGACAUGCUGCGGGAGCUGGCCGACAUCCUCAAGUUCUCCUUCCGCAUCAAGCUGGUGGACGACGGCCUGUACGGGGCGCCCGAGGUCAACGGCUCCUGGACCGGCAUGGUGGGAGAGCUCAUCAACAGGAAAGCAGACCUGGCGGUAGCUGGGUUCACCAUCACCUCUGAGAGGGAGAAGGUCAUCGAUUUCUCCAAGCCCUUCAUGUCCCUGGGCAUCAGCAUCCUCUACCGUGUCCACAUUGGGAGGAAGCCGGGCUACUUCUCCUUCCUGGACCCCUUCUCUCCGGCCGUCUGGCUCUUCAUGCUGCUGGCCUACCUGGCUGUCAGCUGCGUCCUCUUCCUGGCUGCCAGACUAAGCCCGUACGAGUGGUACAACCCCCACCCGUGUGUGCGUGAGCGCCGGGACCUGCUGGAGAACCAGUACACCCUGGGCAACAGCCUGUGGUUCCCCGUCGGCGGCUUCAUGCAGCAGGGCUCAGAGAUCAUGCCCCGGGCCCUCUCCACGCGCUGCGUCAGCGGGGUCUGGUGGGCGUUCACGUUGAUCAUCAUCUCGUCCUACACGGCCAACCUGGCGGCCUUCCUGACGGUGCAGAGGAUGGAGGUGCCCAUCGAGUCCGCUGACGACCUGGCCGACCAGACCAACAUCCAGUACGGCACCAUCCAGGGGGGCAGCACCAUGACCUUCUUCAUGAACUCGCGCUACCAGACGUACCAGCGCAUGUGGAACUACAUGCACUCCAAGCAGCCCAGCGUGUUUGUGAAGAGCACGGAGGAGGGCAUCGCGCGCGUCGUCAACUCCAAGUACGCCUUCCUGCUGGAGAGCACCAUGAACGAGUACCACCGCCGCCUCAACUGCAACCUCACCCAGAUAGGAGGCCUGCUGGACACCAAGGGCUACGGCAUCGGCAUGCCCCUCGGCUCUCCGUUUAGGGAUGAGAUCACCCUGGGUGUGCUGCAGCUUCAGGAGAGUAACCGUCUGGAGAUCCUGAAGCGCCGCUGGUGGGAGGGGGGCCAGUGCCCCAAGGAGGAAGACCACCGUGCCAAAGGCCUGGGCAUGGAGAACAUUGGCGGGAUCUUUGUGGUGCUGAUCUGCGGCCUGAUCAUUGCCGUGUUCGUGGCCAUCAUGGAGUUUGUGUGGUCCACGCGCCGCUCCGCCGAGACUGACGAGGUACGCCCUCACCCCUGCCACGGCCGACACCACAGACACCCACCAGUGUCCGUGUGCCAGGAGAUGGUGUCCGAGUUCCGGAACGCCAUCUCGUGUAAGAAGAGCUCGCGCUCGCGUCGACGACGGCCCCUGUCCAGCUCCGCAGUGCUCCGCCACCCGGCCCGCCUCACGCUGGGGGGCCCGAGGCCCCUGAGACUCGUCCGCGAGAUGCGCCUCAGCAACGGCAAGCUCUACAGCGGCAUGGGGCCCCUGACGGGCGGCGCAGGGGGCCCCGCAGGCCUCGGGGCCGGUGUGGGCGGGUUAGGAGGCCCGGGCCCCGGCGUGGUGGACAUGGGCCCCGGCCCACAGCGCCUCCUGGAGGACCCGCUGGGCGCCGCGGUGUCCAGCACGCCCCCAGUAGGGGCCCCCUCGGCCCCGCCGCGCGGCUGCACCCACGUGCGAAUCUGCCAGGAGUGCCGGCGGAUCCAGAGCCUGCGCUCGGCCUCCUCCUGCUCCAGGAUCCCGCCCUUGCCCUCGGCCACCAGCUCCCUGCCCCGCCUGCCCGCCCCGCCCCCUCCGUCUUCGUCCAAUACGGACAGCGAGGGCGGGGGGUCGGCCAGCCCGCGCCGUCACAAGCAGAGCAAGCCUGCGCCGCCGCCCAGACCCCUGCCACCCUGCAGCAAAACGCCCUCCACAGACUUACUGAGCAAGCAGGACUGA
Molecule: messenger RNA, 3366 nt
Organism: Engraulis encrasicolus (European anchovy)
Lineage: Eukaryota; Metazoa; Chordata; Actinopteri; Clupeiformes; Engraulidae
Product: glutamate receptor ionotropic, kainate 5-like
Exons: 21
Coding region: 124-3366 (1080 amino acids)
Biological process (GO): monoatomic ion transport; synaptic transmission, glutamatergic; modulation of chemical synaptic transmission
Cellular component (GO): kainate selective glutamate receptor complex; presynaptic membrane; plasma membrane
Molecular function (GO): transmitter-gated monoatomic ion channel activity involved in regulation of postsynaptic membrane potential; kainate selective glutamate receptor activity
Source: RefSeq, a predicted model, not a curated record